Cutaneotrichosporon oleaginosum is the source of this 1077-nucleotide messenger RNA. RefSeq lists its product as uncharacterized. NCBI's taxonomy places the organism in Eukaryota, Fungi, Basidiomycota, Tremellomycetes, Trichosporonales, Trichosporonaceae. The record is from RefSeq and is a predicted model, not a curated record.
AUGCUGCUCGACACCAUCUCCGCUUCCAUCUCGUUAUUCUAUCCAAACCCCCCGCCGGCCUCCGCGCCCCCCACGCUCUCCCUCGACUUUCACGCCUACCCGCACCUCCUGGACGCGAUCAUCGCACACGCAGACAAGCCGACCCGCCUUGCCCUCCGCGCGACCUCACACGAUAUCUGCGACCGCAUCGACGCCCUGCUCUUCCGGCAUGUUGCCUACCGCAUCCGGCGGCCGGACCCGCCAGUGCUCGCCUCACCAACAUCCGGCAAACCGUGGUUCUCGCUGGACCGCGUAACCUCGGGGAUCUUGCGCGCCCGCGACAUCCGCGGGGCGCCCAUCCUCGCGCCCGAACGCGCCCUCCGCCUCACCCGUACGCUGGACCUUUACGCGCCCGCGCUGCGCCCGCUCGCCGCGCGCGUACGCCAUCUGCGCCGCUUCAGCGCCGAGUUCGACCCGCCAGUCGGCGCAGACGUUCUUGUCGACCACAUCCACCUGCCCCCGCUGCGGAUGUACGGCGUCUACCUCCCCGUUGGGAGCGAGGGGCACGCGCACGUCGGCGCGCGCCGCCACGUCCUGCUCGUCGAGUAUGCGGCCCAAUACGGGUCUGAGCGGCUGCACGACGGCACGCUCGUGCUGCCCCACCUUGCCGAUCUGACCGUCUUCAUCCUCCGCCCCGUGCGCGAGUGGGCCGGCGGCCCCCCCGCCGCCUCGCCGGAUGCGUCGUUUUUCGGAACUCUCGUGCGCUCCGCGGCGAGGCAUCGCGCGCUCGCUAUCGUCGGCGUUGAGGAGACGGCCGGGGAGAUCCUCGGCCUCGGCGGCGUGGGCAACGAGGUGCUGCCAUUCGAAAUCGCUGUGCACGCACUGUAUGCCGCUGCAAAGCGCAUCGUCAGGGAAACGCCGGGGGCGACACUUAGGAGCUGCGUGUUCCUCACGCACGCGCAAUACCGCUCCAAAGUGGGGCGAGAGGCAUAUGAGCUCGAGACAGAACGCUGGUGGGUGUCGUCCGAGGACAUCCAAGAGGCGGAGGCGGAGCACGACCCCUUUCUCCUCCAUCCCUCCCUCUUUGCUGUUUCAUAG